Numida meleagris (helmeted guineafowl) is the source of this 1853-nucleotide messenger RNA. It is a transcript of the gene GADD45GIP1, whose product is annotated as GADD45G interacting protein 1. The transcript has 2 exons. The record is from RefSeq and is a predicted model, not a curated record. Lineage: Eukaryota; Metazoa; Chordata; Aves; Galliformes; Numididae. Gene Ontology annotation, cellular component: nucleus. The coding region runs from base 55 to 705 and encodes 216 amino acids.
AACUUCCGCCCGUCUCUCCAUCACACAGAACGUCACUUCCGGUGGCUGCACAAGAUGGCGGCGGUCACAGUGCGGUGUCUGAGGCUGAGCCGCGCCCCGUGGGCAUUGGGCCCCGUGCGGCUGUACCGAGCGGCCCCUCUGCGACGCGGCAUGGGUCCUCCGCCCCUCACGGACCCAGAGGACCAACGCGCGGCGGCGAAGCGCUUCGGACGGCUCGGGGCGGCGUCGGGAGUGGCGGCGGAGCGGCUGUGGCCCAGCCCCGAGCGGCUGCGGGAGAUGGAGGCGGAGGAGCGCGAGUGGUGUCCGUCACUGCGGGAGAUGGAGGCUGCGCUGGAGCGGAAGGAGCAGGAAGAGCGGCGGCUGCGGGAGGAGAGGGAGCAGCUGGUGGCACGCAGCCUGGCAGCCAUGCCUGCACGCAUCGCAGCGUGGCGGCAGGAGCGGGAGCAGGCACGGGAGCGGAGCCGGCAGGAUGCAGCACGGCGGCAGCGGCUGUUGGCAGAGGCAGCUGAGCGCCUGGGGGCCCCAGCCCGGCCCGGCGAUCCCCGGGUUCAGGCACUGAUGCAGGACAUGGAACGGGAGCAGCGUCGCCAGGAGAAGCGGCAACGGAGGCAGAAGCACGAGGAAGCAGCCCGCAGUGCUUUGGCUGCUGCUGAGGCUGCUGCUGCCUCACAACCACCCCCUGGGGCCUCUGAGCCCCCCAAGUAAAGCCACCACCCCAAACCAAAGGUGGGAUAUGGUUUGCUCCUCUAACACCCUGCAAAGGGACUACUGAGGCUGCACACAUUCAGCAUGAACUGCUCAACAUGACCUCUCUACCCCUUGCCCCCCCCCACCUCCCGCAAACACACACUAAAACCAUCAUGGGUUUAAAAUUCUGCAUUUAAUCUCUUCCCAAGCUGGGUUUGUCCCAUGGUUCUGCCCUCCCACAUGGGGAGGAACAGGGAGAAAAAAGGGGGUCAGGGGACAGGGAUGGGGCCACCCAGAGCACACCCAGCCUCAAGGGCAGCAGGAAGGCUCUGGGGGUGCACACCCAUCACUGCCCCUCUCUCUCGGGGUGAGGAUGGGCCCUAUUGGGCCCCACCCCACCCCGACGUCCCAUGAGGGCAGAGAUCUAAGGGUGAGGAAGGGGAGUCCUGCGUCCCCCCACAGGGUGGGAGGAAUCCACCCUGGGCCCCUCAGUCAUCAUCAAAGUUCUGGCUGAGCAGGAAGUUGGCCGCCAGGUUCUCGUUCUUCUCACAGGCAAAGUAGGCCUGGAUGACCAAGCUCUCGGGGAAGCCCAGUGCCUUCAACUGUGGGCAGAGAGGAGAUUAGGGAAGAGAUCGUUCACUCUGGUUCUGCUGACACCCCAAACACAGGCACAUUUCCCUCCCUCCUGUCACCAGAGCAGUGAUGCUGCAGCAAAUCUUGGCAUUCAUUCUAGUUCUUAACAGUACAUAUUCUGAUUAUUCAUAGAAAUCACGAUAUUCUCAUCAACCAGUAAUUGUGAUUGGAUAACAGUUAAUCCAUACUAAAUGCAUGGUAAUUCUUUAAAAUCAUAGAACAGUUUGAGUUCUUAGUGACCUUAUAACCCCUUCCAUGGGUGUUAAUUCUAAAUAGUGCUGAGAUCGGGGCAUUAGGCUCCACAGCUAAAUUGCUUCACAAAAUACACGAGACUUUUGGAAUCUUGGAUUGGAGCCUGCAUUAAGAUGCAUUUCCUUUCAGUGACAUUCACUGAUGUGGCUAUUUUCACAAGUGAUUCAUGCUGCAAAUUCCAAACGUAAACUCAAACUUAAUGACAGCUGCAAUUUUUUCAGCAAUAUUAAUUCUGACCCUUAACGAUGACUAUAAAGAUACUAUUCUCACCUCUCCAUUAA